AUGCUUUCUACUAGUUUGAUCGCCAGCUUGCUGGCAACAGCUACUUUUAUCACCUCAUCCACAUCCUCGCCAAUCUUAGAAACAAGGCUGGCCAGACGAACAUUCACCACACCUCAGUUGGUCUCGUACUGGGGAAAUGGUUUUGACCAGAUUCGACUUGGCGACUUUUGCAAGAACACCACCUUGGACGUUAUCCCUAUCGGCUUCGUCAACACAUUUCCCGAUGAGCUCGGAUCGAAUGGACAGCCCAAAAGAUAUCCUGGUACAAACUACGCAAAUGCUUGCGGUGCCCCUUAUUGGGUCGCUCCCGAUGGAACACAAACCACCAUGUUCACAACGUGCUGGCAGAUCGAAGAAGACAUCCCCAAAUGUCAAGCACUAGGAAAAAAGAUUGUGGCUUCCCUUGGUGGCGAUUCGCCUGGUAACUUUAUCGCAAGCAAACAAUCCGCCAUUGAUUUCGCACAGUUCUUGUGGGGUUCAUUUGGCCCUCUCCAGGAUCCUACUCAAACCCUGUUCCCCAGACCCUUUGGCACUGGCGUUGUUGUCGACGGUUUCGAUUUGGACAUUGAAUCCUUUGGACAAGGUGGCUUUGGAUACGCGGAUUUAGUCAAUGAACUGAGACGACUUGCUGCUCUUUCUAACAAGCCUAUCAUCGUCUCAGCAGCACCUCAGUGCAUCGUCCCUGAUGUCCAUUUGGCCGAUGCCAUCACCAAUUCCGUCAUCGACUAUGUCUGGGUCCAGUACUACAACACUGAACAAUGCUCAGCCCGAUCUCUGUUCGGCUCUGGUAGCUUGAACACAAACACCGAUGUUACUUUUGGGUGGGCCAGCUGGUUGAAGCAAAACUCCAAGAAUCCCAAUGUGAAGCUCUUCCUCGGAUUACCCGCGUCGCCCGCUGCUGCGUCUCCUGGUUACUACUUGAACCUUCAGGAAGCGACAUCUCUGAUUGAAGAAUUUGGUUGCAAUACUAGAUAUCAAGACAUUUUUGGGGGCGUCAUGUUAUGGGAAGCCACCGAGUCGGCAAGAAACAUCCAAGCGAAUGGCCUGACAUUUGCCGAUAACAUCAAGGCUGCUUUGGGCAAGCUGUCGUGCGCACCAGUCCACACCACAACCACCACCACAACGACUACCACCACUACAACCACGACGACGACUACCACUACCACUACAACCACUACCCCACCAACCACAACCACAACCACAACCAUUCCUACAACCACCACCACCACUACGACAACCACAACCAUUCCUACAACCACCACCACCACUACGACAACCACUCCUACGACCACCUCCACCACCACCACUACCACUACCACUACCACUACUCCUCCGACAACCACAACCCCAACCACAACUGAGCCCACCACAACGACCACGACAACACAUGCUGUCGGACCUAUCGAUACUACUACUACUACCACCACUACGACUGAAGCACCAGCGUCGACAACAACUACCACGCAUGAUUUCCCUCAUCCGCCAGUCACCACGACCACGACCACGACCACUACAACAACUAGUCGCACUGUUGGGCCUAUUGAUGAGUCGACCACCACAACCACCCAUGUUCUGCCCACAACCUCAUCUACCCACCCACCUCUUCCAGAUUCCAGCUCAACAACUACAUCUCCCCAUGUAGGACCCGUCACAACUUCGUCUGAACCAUUGGAACCCUGGGAAGAUUGGGAAACAACUACCACGCGACCUGUCGACCCCAUUGAGACAACCACGACUGAUGAUUAUAACUGGUCCGAUUGGCCAUCCGCGACCACUAGCAACACAGCCGGACCUAUCGAAACCUCGACCUCGAGCCUUGAUCCCUGGAGCGACUGGGUGGCGACGACUACAUCAACCAAGCCUGUCGAGCCUGUGCCAACCUCCACCUCAGUUGAUCCAUGGGAAGAUUGGGCGACCACAACUUCCAGCAAGCCCGUCGAUCCCAUCCAAACGUCCACUGACGACUAUCCAUGGUGGGAUUGGGAAUCAACAAGCUCAAUUAUCGACCCUGUCCCAACUUCAACGGAAACAUCCUACCCCUGGAUUGACUGGGAAGUGACCACUACCUCAAGUAUCCCUGUUGCUCCGACAGAGACCUCAACCACUGCUGAUUCUACCUACCCUUGGCUGGAUUGGGAGUCGUCCAGUGUCAAUGUUGUGGCAACAACUGAAACUGUCGUGCCCGUGGUACCAAUCGCAGCGUCGACUCGCGUAGCACCCGCUAGCGAUACUCCAGCUCCUAAACCAGUGUCCCCAACGAGCGCCACGGACGUCAGACCUGCCAUCGCCACCUUCACUGGCGGUGCCACGCAAAUGAAAUUGCCUACGUUCGUUACGGGCGCUGCGGGAUGUGUCCAUGAAAGGGGCACCGGUUCUGCGCGGAGGACUCUUGUGGUCGAUCGAUCAGAAGGUCAAUGA
Molecule: messenger RNA, 2418 nt
Organism: Exophiala mesophila
Lineage: Eukaryota; Fungi; Ascomycota; Eurotiomycetes; Chaetothyriales; Herpotrichiellaceae
Exons: 2
Coding region: 1-2418 (805 amino acids)
Biological process (GO): carbohydrate metabolic process
Cellular component (GO): extracellular region
Molecular function (GO): chitinase activity
Source: RefSeq, a predicted model, not a curated record